Molecule: messenger RNA, 399 nt
Organism: Nicotiana tabacum (common tobacco)
Lineage: Eukaryota; Viridiplantae; Streptophyta; Magnoliopsida; Solanales; Solanaceae
Source: RefSeq, a predicted model, not a curated record
AUGGAAACAAUUAAGAGUAUCAUUAAGGAUAUAGAUGAUGAUCACUUUUCUAUCUUAGUUGAUGAAUCUAGUGAUGUGUCAUGUAAGGAGAAAAUGACUAUUAUUUUGCGUUACGUUGAUAGAAGGGGAAGCAUGAUGGAGCGAUUUAUGGUUAUUGUUCAUGUUCGUGAUACUUCUGCAUUGUCUCUAAGGAAUGAAAUUGUUAGUUUACUUGCUCAACAUUCUUUAAGCCCAUCUUCUAUACAUGGACAAUGUUAUGAUGGAGCAAGCAACAUGCAAGAGAUGAUUCGUGAAUCUCAAGCAGAAGAAAUAGAAGAGGCAUUACGUAAAGGGGAGCUUGAAACUGGUAAGGGUUUGAAUCAAGAAUUGGGUCUUGCUAGAGCUGGUGAUACUCAAUGA